Molecule: messenger RNA, 548 nt
Organism: Microtus ochrogaster (prairie vole)
Lineage: Eukaryota; Metazoa; Chordata; Mammalia; Rodentia; Cricetidae
Gene: Tbca
Product: tubulin folding cofactor A
Biological process (GO): tubulin complex assembly; post-chaperonin tubulin folding pathway
Cellular component (GO): microtubule cytoskeleton; cytosol
Molecular function (GO): beta-tubulin binding
Source: RefSeq, a predicted model, not a curated record
CCUCCUUGCGGCGCUCUAGGGACCAUGGCCGAUCCUCGCGUGAGACAAAUCAAGAUCAAGACAGGCGUGGUGAAGCGAUUAGUCAAAGAAAAAGUGAUGUAUGAGAAAGAAGCAAAGCAGCAAGAAGAAAAGAUUGAGAAAAUGAAGGCUGAAGAUGGUGAGAACUACGCCAUUAAGAAGCAGGCAGAAAUCCUUCAAGAGUCCCGGAUGAUGAUCCCAGAUUGCCAGCGCCGGUUAGAGGCUGCAUAUACCGAUCUUCAGCAGAUACUAGAAAGUGAAAAAGAUUUGGAAGAAGCUGAGGAGUAUAAAGAAGCACGUGUAGUUCUGGAUUCAGUGAAGUUAGAAGCCUGAAAUUUUUCUGUACAGGGUGUUUUUUUGCAUUAAAUCCUGGGGUCCAUUCUACAAUUUGUUAUUUUUGCCACUGCUGUGUUUAGUAAUAGGAAAAUUUGGUUCUUUUUAUGCAGUUGCAUAUAUUUUUCUUUGCAUAACUUAAUGUGUCAAAUAAAUGAGUUCACCUAAUAAAAUUGUUUAUUUCAUACUUUACAAAA